ACAUGGCACACUCUGCAAAGCUAUAUCAUCUUCUUUUACUUGUUUUCUUUUCCUCCUUACUUCCAUCCAUUCUAUUGGCAACAAGACGAGAAGGAGAAGCUCUUGUGAAAUGGAAGAAUAGCCUAGCCCCGUCUUCUUUUCUUGAUUCUUGGUCACUCUCCGAUCUCGAUAAUCUUUGCAACUGGACUGGCAUUACUUGUAACUCAGCAAGUUCAGUGUCUCAGAUAAAUCUUUCCCAAAAACAGCUCGAUGGAACGCUGUCCGAAUUUGGUUUCACUUCAUUUCCGAAUCUCGAAAAUUUGACCAUAAGAGACAACAGCUUGUCCGGGCUAAUACCACCAGGCAUUGCGAAUUUAACACAGCUUCAAUACCUUGAUUUAAGCUACAAUUAUUUCAGUGGUUCCAUUCCGUACGAGGUUAGCCAUCUUCAGAGAUUACGUGUUUUAGACUUGUCGUAUAAUGAAAUGCAGGCUCCAAAGUGGUCUGACUUCUCUCCCAUGCCUUUUAUGAGCAUCCUCAACCUACGGGCCAAUCAUCUUGUGUCGAAAUUCCCAGAAUUUAUAUCCAAUUCUUUUAGCCUGACUUUCCUUGACCUUGGAGACAACAAGUUCACCGCUGAUCAUCUUGUGCUCGAAUCAGAAUUUACCAAUUUACAAAAUCUUGAAACGCUGUUUCUUGAUGGUAAUUCUUUUGAGGGGACGUUUCCACCGAAUAUAUUCAGGCUUUCUAAAUUAAAACACCUUUCCCUAUCUGCUAAUAAGUUUUCAGGUUCUGUGCCGGAUGACAUAGGGAUGCUUCGUGAUCUUGAAUCCCUUUAUCUUGGUAACAAUUCUUUCAAAGGGAUGCUUCCACAAAAUAUUUUCAGACUUCCCAAAUUACGGGAUCUUUCCCUCUGGGGUAACAAUUUUUCAGGUCUUAUUUCAGAUGAUAUAAGGAUGCUUUCUAACCUGGAAUCUCUUGAUCUUAAUGGUAAUUCUUUUCAGGGUCCGCUUCCACCAAAUUUCUUCAAGCUUUCCAAAUUAAGACAUCUCGCCUUCUCAAAUAAUAAAAGAGUAUUUAAAGGAAGUAUUCCUCUUGGGUUGGGGCUUUUGACUAACCUUGACUACUUAUGUCUUAAUUCCAAUUAUCUCACUGGCUACAUUCCAUCUGACAUUGGAAAUCUAAAGCUACUAGAACAUCUUGAUCUCAGUUUUAAUCAAUUGACCGGACCGCUCCCAAAGAUCAUUUCUAACCUCACUAAUCUAACGCGUCUUGGUCUGAAUGAUAAUUGGUUUUCCGGCAGUAUUCCAAGUGACUUCUUGGAAAACUCUACAUUAUUAUUUUACAUUGAUCUUUCAAACAAUGAUCUGUCUGGAAGCAUUCCUAAGGAAUUCAACGUUCAUCCGACAUUGGAUUAUAUCAAUUUAAGUGGAAACCGUUUUAGAGGCAAGCUUCCAGCAACGAUUUGCAAUGCUACAUCCCUUUCGACUCUUGUUCUGUCAAAUAAUGAAUUCAGCAAUGCACUUCCACAUUGUUUGGGGAAUCUUGCUGAUCAACUUCUUUCCAUUAAUCUUGCUAAUAAUUUGUUUCGAGGACCAAUACCAACAACUUUCUCUAAGAGUUGUCGGCUGACAUAUCUAAACAUGUACAACAAUCACUUUGUGCUAAACCAGUGUCACUGUUAUGUUUGUGAUGCACCGGCUCCAUGUCUCAAAUGGGGAACUGGCAUAUCUGUCAGUGACCAUUGUCAUGCCACUGGGAAGGUGGAAUUCUGGAAUCAACAAAGCCUAAAUUUUUUGAAAAGGCUUUAA
Molecule: messenger RNA, 1790 nt
Organism: Daucus carota subsp. sativus
Lineage: Eukaryota; Viridiplantae; Streptophyta; Magnoliopsida; Apiales; Apiaceae
Product: probable leucine-rich repeat receptor-like protein kinase At1g35710
Exons: 3
Coding region: 3-1790 (595 amino acids)
Molecular function (GO): protein binding
Source: RefSeq, a predicted model, not a curated record